AUGACUGACCUGUUAGCAUUUCCUUUUUGGGUUAGUAUGAUUCACAAAAUUGACAAUCACAUCUUACUCUACGCCAGUUUCGCUACACAAUUUGUUGGUUGCGAACAAAGUGAUGUCAGGAGCGAUGAGUCAUUGACAAGUGUUGUUAAACAGUUUUUCAACGAUGCUCGAUUUUACAAUGAAGAAACUUUGCAAGGUUCUGAGGUCCAUCUUCGAGUUAAAAGAGACAUUAAAGUAGGAACUUUGAUUGGAAUUAUAGCUGGAGGCAUCGUGGCAUUUGUGAUUAUCGUUGCCCUUAUCAUACUAAUCAUUUGUAAGUGCUGCGUCUGCAGCUGCUGCGAAGAUGGCAGCGAUUUUGGUGGUUCAAGGUAUGAAUCUCACAUGCCAGAUGGAGAACUCAAGCAUCCCAUACCUGAUAUGGAUGGAGAAUACGAGCCGCCGGUGAAAACUCCUCUAGAAGCUGAACCUUAUCGCGGGGCCCUUGAAAUGGCCUUGAAUCCCGCUACAUUACAGGAAAAUAAAUUUGAAGCGAUGGCAAGCAAAGAACGUGAGCCAGGAAGAAAAAAAAAUAAGAGGCCAGGGGAAUUUGAAGCGCCACCAACAAACCCAGCAGCUUUCGCCCCGCAAUCAAGACCAGAAUUGCUUCAUCCAAAAGAAGGAGGAGCACUGCAAGUGGCAGAAGGAGAACAACCUCCCCUGAACGGUUUUCAACAGCCACCAUACGCAGAACAGUUGGAUUUACUGAACAGCCAGAUGACUGACGGUCCUCUUAUAACAGCAACAGCAGCAACUGAGAGUGGUGAUCGCCAAUUUCUGCCUCAUUUGAAUAUUGCAGCACCACCAGUAGCAGCACCAACACCAGCAAACAGGUACUAUGGGGGUGGUUAUGACAAUUACAACGAUAACUUUGUCAAUAAGGGGGUACGCCGCACUGGAACGAUGCCGGGAGCACGACCGCUUCCUGGAAUGGCCAACAGCACCGAGUACAAAAACGCGUUUGACAGAAAGCUGCCGCGCUUUUGA
Molecule: messenger RNA, 1023 nt
Organism: Enterobius vermicularis (human pinworm)
Lineage: Eukaryota; Metazoa; Nematoda; Chromadorea; Rhabditida; Oxyuridae
Source: the annotation of a GenBank genome assembly